GUUCUGGUUCUCGUUUUUAAGGUAUAAUAUAAACAAGUGGAAUCCAUAAAGGGGUCGCUUCCCCCCAAAUAUCAAAAGGAAAUUCAGCAGUUUUUAAUUUAUUUUUCAUUUUGUCGCUAGAAACACAAAUAUCAAUGAUUUUUCCGUUUUGUUGUUUACUGUUCAUAUUUUUAAAUCAACUAUUACACUCAAAUGUUUCGUGUUCAUUGGUGGGUAGGUCUCCUGGGCCUCCUUGUUUUUGAUUAGCUAGUGUGCCCAGUCAACUACAACACAUCUAUGUAUUUUUAAGCUAAAGGUGAUACACAAUAUAAACUGGAUACUGUUACAUUUCAAAAGGAUAUAUAUGGCCAUGUUAAGCUAUGUUUAGGACAAACAAUUGAAGACUGCUUGAAUUGAAUAAAUUCUACCAUAUAAAAAUGGCAGAUUAUGUUGCUUUAUUAAACAGACAGGAGGUUGCUUACCAAGAGAAUUAGGAACAUGCUCACAGCUUACUGUGUUGGUCUGAAGAGCUGAAGCAUGUGUUCAUACACAAUGGAUAAAACUGGGUUGUCUCAUUGUUUAUCCCGUGAGAAAAUGAUAUACAUUUACAAUCAAAACUUGGCAAACUAUUCCUAACCUGAGGAAGAUAUAUGUCAAAUAAAACUUCAGAGUAAAACAAAAAAUAAAAAACUACAUUUCUUAAUCUGCACCAGUUUAAAAAAACUGUAAUCUGGGUCAGGGGCCCGAACUGGAGCCAGAAGCAUUUUUAUUGGGGCAGGAACCGGGAGCAUGGCGGCUGGGGCCCGGGCUGAAAGGCAUUUAGAACAAGUACAACAUGUGUGAUUAAUAAGAUAAAAUAUUUAAAUCGAUUGAAAGCCCAAGAAGAAUGUUUUUGGUUUGAGCAAAAAAGAUGCUGCUUUUAUUUAGGCCUUUAUUACAUUAUUUUAUUUGUGGAUGGAGCAUCUACAAUGCUAAUGAGCUUAGCCUUGCACAGAUAGAUCCAAACUCCAAUCAGAAAACCAGCAAUUUAAAACUUUUGUUGCAUGUUUUGCAGACAGAAAUAACAAAGCGUUAUUUAGGCUGUUUGCAAAUUGAUUGACAUAAACUUCUUCCAGCUAAAAAUGUUCACUGCUUUCCGAACAAUGAACCCUGGAUCACUAGUGACCUGAAACAGCUUUUAAACAAGUCCGGGGACAAAUUAUUGCAGAGGAGUAUCCAGCACGACCUGAGGGACGAGCUGAGGAAGAGCAAGGAUUCCUACAGGAAGAAGCUGGAGGCCAAGCUCCAGCAGAACAAUAGCAAGGAUGUGUGGACUGGAAUGAAGGCCAUCACGGGGUUCAAGGGGAGAGACAGGUUGAUGACCGGCACCUUGGAGAGGGCUAACGAGCUGAACACCUUCUUCAAUAGGUUCAUCUACCCCCUGCUGCUGUCUCCCCCACUUCACACCUCACCUCCACCACUCAUCCUGGCUUCAACAUCCCCCAACUGCUCUCUAUGCCUUCAACGCAGCCUUACAGGGAAGAGGAUGAGGGUCCCCACCAGUAAACUUCAGCAGCUCACCAUCUUCACCACUGUGCUGACCGGGGGGGGGGUAGGCACCAUGUACUAUCUGAUGCAGAAGACAUUUGCUGAGUCAGACUACCACAGAAUGGCGCUGCAGAAGUUGGAGGCGUGUCCCGUUGCCAUGGAAGGGCUUGGGGCCCCACCUUUAAAAGUCCACAACAUUCAUCUUUCAGACAAAAACAACCGCAUAGAUCAGCGCACUGCACAGAUAAAGAUCCCUGUGACUGGUUCCCAGACUGGAGGUUAUCUGUAUACCUAUUCAACGAGAGACCUGGACACCAACAGGUGGAGUCUCAAGCAAGCCGUUCUGAAACUGAAGGAAGGACAGAUCAUUGACCUGCUGAACCCUCCUGCAGCACAGAGCGCUGACACAGAGCUGCGAUACAGAGCGGUGACACAGAGCGGUGAUCCAGAGCUGUGAUCCAGAGCUGACACAGAGAUGUGAUCCAGAGAACACAAAGGGGCUGCACACACACCCGGGCAGCUGUCUGUCUAACCAACAGAAAGAACAUGGAUGUAUAUUAAACCAAAUGCCAAAUCCUUUGAAGGGACUUUGAACGUCACAGCUUCUCACAGCUUCUUACAGACUGAUCUGGAUUUGUUGAUAUGUUGGAUUAAAUAAUGGAAUGAAGGCUUUUUUCUUUUUUGUACUGACUGCUGGGGUCAUUUUGAUUUCACAGGAUAAUGUAUUUAGAACAUUUAUCAACACUAGUCGAUGGAGGGGUAGCAUACUUGCUGCAAUUAAAGAAUUCCUACAAUGUAAAUAGACAAUUUUAGUGAGAUGCUUUUCAACCAGAUAAAAAAUAAAUAUGCCACAUUUCA
This is a messenger RNA of Eleginops maclovinus (Patagonian blennie), 2364 nucleotides long. RefSeq names its product cytochrome c oxidase assembly factor 1 homolog. The transcript is spliced from 5 exons. NCBI's taxonomy places the organism in Eukaryota, Metazoa, Chordata, Actinopteri, Perciformes, Eleginopidae. Gene Ontology annotation, biological process: mitochondrial respiratory chain complex I assembly; mitochondrial respiratory chain complex IV assembly. The record is from RefSeq and is a predicted model, not a curated record. Bases 1298 to 1963 code for a protein of 221 amino acids. Gene Ontology annotation, cellular component: mitochondrial inner membrane.